This is a messenger RNA of Microthlaspi erraticum, 1056 nucleotides long. The record is from the annotation of a GenBank genome assembly. NCBI's taxonomy places the organism in Eukaryota, Viridiplantae, Streptophyta, Magnoliopsida, Brassicales, Brassicaceae.
AUGAUGACUAUGAUGAUGGUGGACUUGAGCCAAUCACCACUAUCAUCAUCACCAAAGUCACCAUCAAACAUCAUUAACGACGAUGAGGAAGAGAGAUUAGAGGUUGUGAAUUUGAGUGGUUUGGCAUUACAAUCUCUCCCGAAUCCUUCCCUCAAUUUGACAAAUAUUUGCAAGCUUGAUCUCUCCAACAAUCAUAUCAAGAAAAUACCAGAAUCUCUAACAGCGAGAUUACUGAACUUGAUAGCGUUAGAUAUUCACUCAAACCAGAUCAAAGCUCUUCCAAACUCCAUUGGCUGUCUCUCCAAGCUCAAGAUCCUUAACGUCUCUGGCAACUUUCUCGUUUCCCUCCCCAAAACUAUUCAAAAUUGCAGGUCACUUGAAGAACUAAACGCCAACUUCAACGAGCUGGUCAGAUUACCAGACUCAAUAGGAUUAGAACUAACCAAUCUGAGGAAGCUCUGUGUCAACUCAAACAAGCUCAUUACCCUACCAACCUCCAUCACCUACCUCACUUCCCUCCGUGUCCGCGAUGCUCGUCUCAACUGCCUUAUGGUCCUCCCUGAAGACCUAGAGAAUCUCAUCAACCUCGAGAUACUCAACGUCAGUCAGAACUUCCAGCAUCUCACCGCCCUCCCAUCUUCCAUCGGCCUUCUCAUGAACCUCCUCGAGCUGGACAUAAGCUACAACAAGAUCACAGUCUUGCCUGAGUCCAUUGGAUGCAUGAGACGGCUGAGGAAGCUGAGCGCUGAAGGAAACCCGCUCGUGUCCCCACCGGUUGAGGUUGUAGAGCAGAGCUUGCAGGCGGUGAGAGAGUAUCUGAGCCAGAAGAUGAACGGUAGACUGGUGAACACCGCAGCAAAGAAGACGUCAUGGGGAUUCCGUAAACUGGUUAAGUAUGGAACGUUCAAUGGAAGAGCAAGAGCUUGGAGCAGGGAAGAGAGAGAAGGACUCAUCAUGCCUGAGUACCGUCCCAUUGAUAUCUUAGCUUCGACUAGGUUUCCUGCUAUGUGCUCACCUCGCCGUAUCUUUUCUCCAAGAACCUACUUCAGCAGAUGA